Cooperia oncophora is the source of this 207-nucleotide messenger RNA. NCBI's taxonomy places the organism in Eukaryota, Metazoa, Nematoda, Chromadorea, Rhabditida, Trichostrongylidae. The record is from the annotation of a GenBank genome assembly.
AUGAGGGAUCCUGCUGUACCUAGGGGUUCUGCUGGAAGUAUUCCACACACGGGUGACCGUCGCGUUGAACUUCGUACCGUACUACCAGAAAUGGACUCAGGACGUCGCCUAUCCAAAUACGAAACGUUGCAAAUGGCUCAGCAAUACAUUGCCUGUCUUAAGGAGAUACUUGAUGAAAACGCUACUAAAAAGGAAACUGAGAACUGA